Messenger RNA from Bufo bufo (common toad), 2698 nucleotides. RefSeq names its product MAPK associated protein 1 (gene MAPKAP1). NCBI's taxonomy places the organism in Eukaryota, Metazoa, Chordata, Amphibia, Anura, Bufonidae. The record is from RefSeq and is a predicted model, not a curated record. The coding region runs from base 163 to 1722 and encodes 519 amino acids. Gene Ontology annotation, biological process: TORC2 signaling. The transcript is spliced from 13 exons. Gene Ontology annotation, molecular function: phosphatidylinositol-4,5-bisphosphate binding. Gene Ontology annotation, cellular component: plasma membrane; cytoplasm; TORC2 complex.
CAUGACACUGACGUCAUCAAACGUCCUCCGCUGAUGUUUAGCAAUAACAGACUGUGGAACCGGUAGACAGAUUUACAGGAACGGGCGGCGCUGAGACAGCGAUCUGCAGUUAUGGAUUACUGGAUACGAUUGUGAGGAACCCGUGUAACACGGGAGGAGACAAUGGCUUUUCUGGACAAUCCCUUAAUUAUCUUGGCCCAUAUCCGUCAAUCACACGUUACUAGCGAUGACACAGGGAUGUGUGAGAUGGUUCUUAUUGACAAUGAUGUGGACUUGGAGAAACUUUAUCCAUCUUCAGUGUCGGGAGAGAACAUCUCACAGACACAAGGGAAUGGAGAAACUCAAAGCUACAUAUACUCUCAGUCUGUGGAUAUUACGUCUAGCUGGGAUUUCGGUAUAAGAAGGAGAUCAAACACAGCUCAGAAACUGGAGCGUCUUCGGAAGGAGAGGCAGAAUCAGAUCAAGUGCAAGAACGUACAGUGGAAGGAUCGCAACACGAGCCACUCAGCUGAGGAAUUGAGUUCAUUGUUUGAAAAGAAAAACGUCCGGGAAAAAUCACCACAUAGCGGGAAGCCGUCCAUAUUGUCCGUGCGCUUGGAGCAGUGCCCAUUACAGCUGAACAAUCCCUUCAAUGAAUACUCCAAGUUUGAUGGCAAGGGCCACGUGGGUACCACUGCCACCAAGAAGAUAGAGGUGUACCUCUCAAUGCAAGCUAGCCAGGACAAGAUACUGCCCAUGACAGUGGUGACCAUUGCCAAUGCCAAGGUCCAUGACCUCAUCGGUCUCAUCUGCUGGCAGUACGCCACCGAAGGACGGGAGCCAAAGCUGAAUGACAACGUGGACUCGUUCUGCCUGCAUAUUGCCGAGGAUGACGGAGAGGUCGACACAGACUUCCCCCCUCUUGAUUCCAAUGAACCCAUUCACAAGUUUGGUUUCAGCACCCUGGCUCUUGUAGAGAAGUAUUCAUCCCCUAACCUGGCAGCUAAGCAGUCACUAUUUGUAAGGAUAAAUGCAGCUCAUGGAUUCUCCUUGAUCCAAGUUGACAGUACGAAUGUGCCGAUGAGGGAGAUCUUGGAGAAAGCUCUGAAAAGAAGAAAAGGCUCACAGAGGAACUCGGGCCCUCAGUAUCGACUAGAGAAGCAGAACCAGCCAAACGUGCCUGUGGAUCUUGAUAGUACACUGGAAAGUCAGAAUUCCCUGGAGUUCUGCCUGGUCAGAGAGAACAGUUCAAGAGGAGAAGAACCGCCAGAGGAAGAAACACAGAUUGACAUCGCCACUGUGCAGGAUAUGCUGAGCAGCCAUCACUACAAGUCCUUCAAGGUCAGCAUGAUUCACAGGCUGAGGUUCACCACAGAUGUCCAACUAGGGAUCUCCGGUGAGAAGGUCGAGAUUGACCCAGUGACAAAUCAGAAGACUAGCACAAAAUUUUGGAUUAAGCAGAAGCCAAUUUCUAUUGACUCAGACUUGCUGUGUGCAUGCGACCUCGCGGAAGAGAAAAGUCCAAGCCACGCGAUGUUCAAGCUGACCUACCUCAACAACCACGAUUACAAGCAUCUGUACUUUGAAUCGGACGCAGCCACUGUUAACGAGAUUGUCUUAAAGGUUAAUUACAUUCUGGAGUCCCGGGCCAGCACAGCUCGGGCAGAUUACUUUGCUCAGAAACAGAGGAAACUGACCAGGAGAACCAGCUUCAGCUUUCAGAAGGAGAAGAAACCAAGCUAGAUGGGAGGCCAAGAUACAAGAGAAGAAAAAGACUAGGACUGUUGAUUGGGCGUUGUUGAAGUGUUCAUUGUCUGCUAGAUGAAGGUGUGCACCAUUUGUGCAAUUAACUGACUGAAAAGUGCUGCAAAGUGGAACUUGGAGAAACUGGAUGGUCCACCAAAUCUCAGACAUAAUUGAAGGAGAAGUUUCUUUAGUGCAUCGGUGGUGUCGGCAGUGGUCAGAGGAGAGGGUUCGUGGAUGCUAAGAUGGCUGUAUAAAAAGAGCUGCUCUGUCUCAAAGGAGGGCAACGGCAUUACAAAUUGGUUCUGCAGUAGCUGCCCGGACCAUAAGAAACCAUCUACUUGAGGCAGGACUGCUUUCAUGCAUUCCACUAGCUUGUUUGACACUGAACUCUCAUCAUUGUCAAGAGUGCCUGCACUGGUACAGUGAGAGAACCCAUUGGAGGCAUGAAUGGCAAACAGCAGUGUUCAGUGAUGAAAGCAGGUUCUGCUUUAGUACCAACGAUGGCCGCAUCAGACUUCACUGGAGAGCACCUGCUGCCAUCAUGCAUAGUGUGGAGACACUCAGGUCUCAUGAUUUUGGGGCGCCGUUAGCUACUAUGGAUGUUGCCGUCUGGUAUUCGUGGAGGAACAUUAACCAGUCUUCAGUAAGUCCAAGACAUUGUGCAACCAGGUGGUGUUCCAACAAGACUACACAACAGGCACUUCAGGGUUUUUAACAGUUCCCCCUUGAUAGCUUGAUCUCCAGAUUUCUCCCCCAUUGACAAUGUCUGAGACUGGAUGGAGCCACAUACACAGCAGCCAGCAACCACCUUGGCUGAAACAGGUCCAAGUUGAAAGAGCUUGUACUACAGAAGGAUAUCCAGCAUCUGUAUGACCAUUACCAUGCCAGAGUGGCAGCCGGUAUAGCAGCAAGGUGAAAUGCCCCCCAGUAUUAUUGUGACCCUGCCUCAUCAUAUACCCUGCUGCAGAACCCA